Messenger RNA from Rhineura floridana, 2887 nucleotides. It is a transcript of the gene TRAPPC12, whose product is annotated as trafficking protein particle complex subunit 12. Gene Ontology annotation, molecular function: protein binding. Lineage: Eukaryota; Metazoa; Chordata; Lepidosauria; Squamata; Rhineuridae. The transcript is spliced from 14 exons. The coding region runs from base 416 to 2779 and encodes 787 amino acids. Gene Ontology annotation, cellular component: Golgi apparatus; TRAPP complex. The record is from RefSeq and is a predicted model, not a curated record.
AAAAAAUGAGAUGCGCAUGAGAGGUUACAUUUACGCAAAGGAGGAGGAGGCGGCGACAACGACAACGACGACGACGACGACGUCGGGGCGAUGGGAAAGUGAACCUAUUUGCGCAGGCGCACUAGACUGUUCUUCCUUUUCAUUCUACCCUUCCUCUUUUCCAUUUUCACUGCAGCGUCUUGGAGGUAUCGCCCUUGCUUGCUGUCAGUGGAAGUAGGUGAGAUGGGACACAGAGGUGGAUCUUGGGUGACCCAAGGAAAUUGAGACUUGCCAAAGCAGAGAUUAAAGGCAGAUCCCUCUGUGAACCAAUUCCAUAGAGGCAACUUUCAAAGGCAACCAGCAGAAAGAUCUCUGCAUUUUGUCCAUGUGAAGCCAGAUCUGUGAGGGAUCAGCAAGUGCUACUAUCAGAGUGACUAUGGAAAACGAAGGUGAUGUUGAGGGUGCCAAGAUAAGCAAUGCAAAUGCAGUGGAAGGCAAGUGCCCUAUCCAGCAGCCACCUCAUGAAGAACUUAUCUUUCAUGAGGAAACAAUUGAUCUUGGUGGAGAUGAGUUUGAGUCUGAAGAAAAUGAGACCGUCUCAGAAGAUUCUAGUAACUUUAUAGAUAAACUUAAUGAGCACAUGAUGGAGAGUGUUAUGAUAUCAGAUUCUCCAAAUAAUAGCGAAGAUGAUGCUGGUGAUCUUGGUUGUCUGCAGGAAAUUGUAAAGCAACUUGAAGCAAAAGACAUCCAUGUAGUAGAAGAUGGGAUGGAGAAAGAAGCAAUUACUAAUGAGAUUAAAACUGAACUUGAAGGUGUUACUAAAGUUGUUCCUGAUAGUGGAAUUGAUGACCAAUCCCCUUUAAAAGAAGAGUUGAUUCAGGAACCAGCAAAAGAUGAACUGAAAGUGGAAAGUGGCGAACUGCUUAAUGCUGCAUCAAAUGGAAUUGAUGAAUGCAAAUUUGAGGAGAAGAUACCCUCACCAUUAGCCAGCAAAUUGUCUGUCAACUCUGAGCCUAUUCCUGUAUGUACUAUUUUCAGCCAGGGAAGUCACAUGAAUGGCCAGCAGCAGUUCCUGCAUGAUGGUUUUGAGCUACAAAUGGUGAAAUCACCUAGCUUAGGUGGUAUAAGCGAGACUCCAGUAAAAAUGCAUCCGCAGGUGGUUCAACCUAGUCCAAGCCUAAGCAAGUUUUUUGGUGAAGCAAUUAAUACUAAUACUCUGGCUUCUGAUUUUUUUGAUUCAUUUACCACAUCCUCUUUUAUUUCUGUAAGUAACCCCAAUGCAAGCUCAUCCGUACCAGAGCAAAUGUCUUCUCUUGUAACAGCUGGGGAGUUCCACGAUUCUGCCGAUCAUAAGUACUGUGUUAACAAUGAAAGAGCUGAGGCUGGGAGAUCUGCCUCUUCUCCAGAAAUUUCACAGUCUCCAAAGCCGUUUUCCCAGAUCCAAGCAGUUUUUCAAGGUGGCGAUGAUCCUUUUAUAUCUGUGCUGAAUAUGAGUGAGAUGGACAGAAGAAAUGAUGCUUGGCUUCCUAGUGAUGGAACUAGGAAUGUGCUGAUUUCAGUGGCUACACAGCAGUAUAGUAAUGUUUUCAUAGACAAAGAGAAUCUCACAAUGCCUGGGUUAAAAUUUGACAACAUUCAGGGUGAUGCAGUAAAAGACUUAAUGCUUCGCUUCCUUGGUGAACAGGCUGCAGCGAAAAGACAAGUUCUAAAUGCCAACUCUGUAGAACAGUCUUUUGUGGGUUUGAAGCAACUGAUAAACAGCAAAAACUGGAGAGCAGCAGUUGACUUAUGUGGACGACUUCUGACAGCCCAUGGUCAAGGCUACGGCAAAAGUGGCCUACCCACAAGUCAUACAACAGACUCUCUGCAGCUCUGGUUUGUAAGACUAGCCCUUCUAGUGAAACUGGGCCUUUUCCAAAAUGCUGAAAUGGAAUUUGAACCGUUUGGAAAUCUAGAUCAGCCUGAUCUAUAUUAUGAAUAUUACCCCCACGUAUACCCAGGACGCAAAGGUUCCAUGGUUCCUUUUUCCAUGCGGAUUUUGCACGCCGAACUUCAACAGUACCUAGGGAAUCCCCAGGAAUCACUUGAUAGACUGCACAGUAUGAAAACAAUCUGCACAAAGAUAUUAGACAAUUUGGAACGUGGCUUUGCAGAAGAUGGAAGCAUGACUAACAUUACCCAGGAGAACAGACAAGCCUCCGUUCAGCUGUGGAGGUCACGUCUGGGCCGGGUGAUGUACUCUACGGCAAACUGUCUGCUAAUGAUGAAGGACUACGUGCUUGCUGUGGAGACAUAUCACACAGUCAUCAAAUAUUACCCAGAGCAAGAGCCUCAGCUGUUGAGUGGAAUUGGGAGGAUUUUCCUGCAGAUUGGAGACAUAAAAAUGGCUGAAAAGUAUUUUCAAGACGUUGAGAAAGUGACUCAGAAAUUGGAUGGGCUGAAGAACCAAAUUAUGGUUUUAAUGAACAGAGCAUUUCUACAUCUUGGUCAGAACAAUUUUGCAGAGGCUCACAAAUUCUUCACAGAGAUUUUGAAGGUUGACCCAUCAAAUGCUGUGGCUAACAACAAUGCCGCUGUUUGUCUGCUUUAUCUGGGAAAACUGAAGGAUUCCCUCCGGCAGCUGGAAGGAAUGGUUCAGCAGGACCCUAAACACUACCUCCACGAGAGCGUCCUUUUCAAUUUGACAACUAUGUACGAACUUGAGUCCUCUCGCAGCAUGCAGAAGAAGCAGGCUCUGCUUGAGGCUGUGGCUGUCAAAGAAGGUGACAGCUUCAACACUCAGUGUCUCAAGUUAGGAUAAGGCCAUCCUUUUUUAGUCUGGAAGGGAUCAUUUCAGAAGUUGUAUAUACUCCUGCUAAUCUGUAAACGUUCCUCUAGCAAGUGCAAUAAAAAGUUUUUUAAUUAUGAA